AGGUAGUGUUGACAUCAAGGUGUGCCGACCUUUAAGUGCUAAUUAUCGUAUACCGCUUAUAUACACCCCUGAACAUCCGGAGGGAAUCCCUGAAAUACAGAUGCCUUGUUAUGAGGAGACAAAGCAGACGGACAAGAGAGGCUGUGCCACCUUUAUCUUCACAAUGUCAACUUUCACAAAAAUUGAGCAAUAUGCGCUACGAGAUGUACUGCAACUCACUGCAAAUAUGGAAGAGGAGGGCACAGGUAUUUCACGCUCACAAGAGAAGACUACAGUGAUUUCAUAUGUUGUUGGAAAGUUGUCUUUCACUGACACUCCCAAGAUUUAUAACAAAGGAUCAGAUGUGGAAGGAAAAGUUAAAGCUGUUUAUUACAAUAAUACACCCAUUCCUGACAUGCCGGUGUUCCUGUUUGAGGGGGAAAGGUGGUCAUCGCGUUUGUUUCAGAAUCUCACAACCAACAGAGAUGGUGUCGCCACUUUCUCAUUAAGCACAGCUGACUUUAAAGGGGACAUCCAAUUACAAGUUAGCGACACACCGAGACUGCUUUUCCCUCCUUACAGAAGGCCAUACUACGAUUCUAAUGAUCACAAAGUGUCUUUGGCCACACUUUCUUCUCCUGAUACUAAAACAGUCAGCUCCCUGGAAGUAAAGAAGAAGGAUGAACCACUUUCCUGUGACAAAGUAGAAAACAUCUUCAUCCAACACACCAUAGUUGGAGAGGCCCAGGGCGUUGUGGAUGUGAUGUAUCUGGUCUUAUCAAGAGGAGCUAUUGUUAUACAAGGAGUUAAACGGGUUGAAGUUAAAGACAAAUCAUUGAAUGAGGGCGAGGUGUCCUUUAAGCUGACAGUGUCUCCAGACAUGGCACCAGACGUCCAGGUUGUGGUUUACGCCAUCCUCCCCAGUGAGACUGUGAUCGCUAACAGCGCUGACUUCUCUACUGAGCAAUGCUUCAGUCACAAGGUGUCGCUGGACUUUUCUCCGUCCUCGGCUGUCCCAGGAGAGGAGACCAUCAUGCAGGUUACCGCCCAGCCAGAAUCUCUGUGUGGUGUGAGCGCUGUUGACCAGAGCGUCCUCAUCAAGGAGCCAGGGAAGACUCUGGAUGCAAACAAGAUGUUUCAAUUGUUGCCUGUCACAAAAAUGUCCUAUAUUCCAUAUGACGUUCAAGAUGGUGUAGAAUGUUUGCAUGUAAGACCGAGAAGAUAUGUCUUGCCAUACCCCAAUGGUGGUGGGACAGCUGAUGCUUACACAGUUUUCCAGAAUGUAGGGAUGAAGAUGGCAACAAACAUGGUUAUCCGAGAGCCUUCAUGUCUCAAAUAUAAAGGAAGAGAAUACCACCAGGGCCAUGGUGGUUAUGGUGACUUUGGUGUUGGUUUAAGGUAUCAUUCAGUUCCUACCAUGGCCAGAUCGGAAGUAAUGCCAGACAGAGUACCUGCACCUGCUGGUGCGGCGUCUUCUGGUAUGUUACCUCCUGAUAAACCACCAAUAGAGACAGUCCGCACUUUCUUCCCUGAGACCUGGAUAUGGGACCUGGUGGACGUUGGAGAGUCUGGAACAAAGGAUGUGGCCCUCAGUGUCCCGGACACCAUCACCACCUGGGAGACGGAGGCUUUCUGUCUGUCCCCUCAAGGUUUUGGCUUGGCUCCACGUAAAAACAUCACCGUCUUCCAGCCCUUCUUCCUGGAGCUCAGCCUGCCCUACUCCAUCAUCCGGGGGGAGCACUUUGAACUGAAGGCAACCACCUUCAACUACCUGACCAGUUGCAUCAUGGUCUCUGUGACUCCAUCCCCCUCCUUAGAUUACACCCUCACCCCCCUCUCUGGUGACCAGUACACAUCCUGUCUGUGCGGCAAUGAGCGCAAGACCCUCAGCUGGACCAUGGCCCCCUCUGCCUUAGGAGUUGUAAAUGUGUCCGUGAGUGCUGAGGCUGUGACAUCCCAAAUUUCAUGUGACAAUGAGGUUGUGAGCGUGCCUGAAAGGGGACGAAUUGACGUGGUCACACGGCCUCUCAUAGUAAAGGCUGAGGGAACUGAGAUGACAAAGACCUACAACUGGCUGCUCUGUCCAAAAGGGGAAGCUUUGACAGAGGAAAUGAACAUUCAACUCCCUGAGGACAUGAUUGAUGGAUCUUCCCGUGCUUCAGUAUCAGUCCUUGGUGACAUUCUGGGCCGGGCUCUGAAGAACCUGGAUGGGCUGCUGCAGAUGCCGUAUGGAUGUGGUGAGCAGAACAUGGCACUCCUCGCCCCAAACAUCUACAUCCUCGAGUACCUGAGAAACACACAGCAGCUGACCCCCGCCAUCAAGGAAAAGGCUACCAACUUCCUGACCAGUGGCUACCAGAGACAGCUGAACUACAAACAUGAGGACGGUGCUUACAGCACAUUUGGAGCAGGAACAGGGAACACUUGGCUGACUGCAUUUGUGUUGAGAUCGUUUGCCAAAGCACAGUCUUUCAUCUACAUUGACCCAGCGAACAUUGAAGCGUCCGUGACUUGGCUGAAAAGUAAACAACGAAAAAAUGGCUGUUUCGAACAAUCAGGAAAGCUCUUCAACAACAGAAUGAAGGGUGGUGUGUCUGAUGAAGUUACUCUCAGUGCCUACAUCACUGCUGCCUUCUUGGAGAUGAAUACACCCAGAGAUGAUCCUGCCCUUCAUGGACCUGUGAAUUCGAGCUUGUCUUGCCUAAAGGAGUCCAUCAGUGACCUCAGCAACACCUACACCACAGCUCUGCUGGCGUACGUCUUCACCCUGGCAGGAGACAUGGAGACCCGUGCUCACCUACUGAAGCACUUAGACACUGUUGCAUCACAAGAAGGAGGUUUCCUCCACUGGUCUCAGACAGAAACAGAAACGUCAGCCUCUCUGUCUGUGGAGAUCAGCUCCUAUGUGCUGCUGGCUAAACUCAGUGCCUCUCCAACUGCUGAAGACCUGGGCUACGCCAGCCGCAUCGUUAGAUGGUUGACUAGCCAGCAGAACUAUUACGGAGGAUUCUCCUCCACACAGGACACCGUGGUGGCUCUUCAGGCUCUGGCUCUCUACUCCACUCUGGUGUUCAGUCCAGUGGGUUCAACCACAGUGACGGUCCAGUCUCCCAGUGGCCAGCUGACGUUUGAUGUGAAUCAGAACAACAAACUGCUCUACCAGGAGAAGAAGCUGCAGGACGUGACAGGAAAGUACAGCCUGGAGGUGAAGGGGACUGCAUGUGCUGCAAUACAGAUUUCUCUUGUCUAUAACAUCCCAACUCCUGCUGAUGUUACUACUCUCAGUGUUGAGGUUAAACCAGAGGCUGACUGCACCAGCAAAAGACCCAAACUCAUUCUGAAACUAACAUCCCUACAUAGUGGGAAUGAGUCCUUACCCCAAGUAAAGGAGUUUAAAACCUUGGAGUCUUGUUCACGAGUGAAGGGACAAUGGAGCGGGGGAUUGGUCGGAGAAUUGGCGCAGCGGGUGCGGUAUAACAUUCAAUUUAUUGCAUCGUUGCAAUGAAAAGAGAGCUG
This is a messenger RNA of Etheostoma cragini (Arkansas darter), 3495 nucleotides long. Its product is annotated as alpha-2-macroglobulin-like. The coding region runs from base 101 to 3484 and encodes 1127 amino acids. The transcript is spliced from 26 exons. NCBI's taxonomy places the organism in Eukaryota, Metazoa, Chordata, Actinopteri, Perciformes, Percidae. Gene Ontology annotation, molecular function: endopeptidase inhibitor activity. The record is from RefSeq and is a predicted model, not a curated record.